Molecule: messenger RNA, 5601 nt
Organism: Biomphalaria glabrata
Lineage: Eukaryota; Metazoa; Mollusca; Gastropoda; Planorbidae
Product: condensin-2 complex subunit D3-like
Exons: 45
Coding region: 344-4867 (1507 amino acids)
Biological process (GO): mitotic chromosome condensation; meiotic chromosome condensation
Cellular component (GO): condensed chromosome, centromeric region
Molecular function (GO): histone binding
Source: RefSeq, a predicted model, not a curated record
GUUGGCAUGUGUAGAGCUAAUGAUUUAUUUAUAGUUGUCUGCAACAGAUGGCACCAUAAUCAACAAUUAGUUUAAUUACAAAUGGUUUCCUACACAAAGAUGAAGCUCACACAAACAGUAGCUUUUACUACACGAAAAAACGAAAAAAGGAUUACAAGUAUUCAAAAUCAUAGAAGAUAUUGUACUGUAUGUUGCUGUAUGGUUACUUCUGUUUCUUAGAAAAGAUUAUGUCAAAACUUGUUGGGAUGAAGACUUUGCUGACUUUAGUUCUAUACCUGUUGAUGUGAAGGAACAUCUGGAAGAGAAAGGUUUUUUAACUGAUCAGCUGCAAGCAGCUCAUGAUAUGUUAGGAACAUGGUUGCAGUUCAACAAUGAGAAUGAUAAUGGUGAAGGUUUCUGGAGCAUUCUUAUUGAGUGUGACAUCUCCCACAAAUCUCUUGUUGUUCUCUUGGCCUAUCUGUCUCACAAUGCUAGCAAGAUAUCUGCAAGUUUCAGUGAAAAAGCGACUGGGAUUUUGGCAUCAUCUGUUUACCUUAGACUUAUAUCUUUACCAGGUAGUGCAGCUUUUAAGAUUUACAAUCCAGAAUUGUUUUUACAAGCUUGUCGUGUACUUACUAUACGCAACAGGCCAGAUAAUGGUGGUGGUGGCAGCAAACGGAAGAAAAAAAGAGAUAUCCCAUCAGGUAACAAGCGUCAGACAAAAAGAAGGAAAGGCACCAAGAUACCUUCUGGGGAAGCACUUUUUGAAGAGGAUAGUGGUACUAUUAGAGAUGGCAGUGAUGAGGAACAAUUUAUAGAACUGAGUGAAACUGAAAGAGAUCAGAUAGAUGAUUUCAAGAAGUCCUUACUUCAGAAUGUAGUCAUCAUAUGUGAAAGAUACUCUCUUCGUCAGUCUGAGUCCACAGCCAUUCAGUUAUUGUCUGUUUUGACUAAUAUUGUUAAGGAAGAUCCCCUUGCCAUAGAUGAGACUAUGGGACAGUGGAAUGCUAGACACUGCAGUCCUGGAAUGUUGGCUUUUAAAGCAAUGUAUUUGUUGUGUCAACCUUUUCAUGGUCACGUGACAACAAUAGUCAAUGAGUCUUUCAAACAACUUUUAGAACAGAUACUUAUGAUGGAAGAUGGGAAGUUGUUUACAGCUUUGGCUCGACCUGUUUUACAGAUUAGGCGGCAUGCAUUGGACUUUGUUGUAUAUGUGGUUAAAGAGUUGGGUGAGCGUUCUGUCAAUUGUUUGAAAACUUUGUUGCAAACUCUCUGCUUUAAGGUGCCUGACAAGUCAGAUUACAGAGCUUAUGCUGCUGAAGCUGUGUGUGAACUUGUGGACUAUUUGCCUGAUAUAGAAUACGCUAGAAUGUUGGAGUGGUUGAAACGUUUGUCUAGAUACACUAAGGCUACACAAAGAAGUUUUCUGGUUGAUGUCAUGUUAACAUUGAUUGAGAAACCUGAGAGGAGAUUAUCAGAUGCUGUUCCAUCUGUACUGUCUGGAUUUUGCAGCCAUAAAAGUAUGGUUCUCACACUGUUAAGCAAAUGUUCAGAUUCCAAUGCAAGUAUUCGAUCAAGAGCUUUGACUGGCUUCUCUGUGUGCACAAGUUCCAAGUUCAGAGAUGUCGUGUCAACCAUCAAAGAGGUGAUCACUCCUAUCGCAAGUAGGCCAACAGCUAAGCAUUUUAUGCCUACGCCAGUAGCUGUGCUGGCUACAGCUAAAGAAAACCCAACUACACCUGAAGUGAUGAACAACUCAAGUAUUGAGAGCAGUCUAGUCCCAGAUAACAAGCAAACUGAGAAUGGUGAUGGUGACAGUGUAGCUCAGAAUCAACUUAAAGCUCAGACUCCACAGACUUGUGCACUUCAGCUUAUUGAGAUAACUCCUGGAUUUAAUCCAUAUCUGCCUGACACAGAAGGUGUAAUCUCCAUGUUCCAUAGACGUAUGCAUGAUUCAAAAGUAGUAGUUAGGAAAUGUGCCCUACAAGCCUUGGAAAAGGUGGUUGAGUUGGUUGCUCCAUGCUAUAGAAAGGAAGAUCUACAAGUGUUACAAGAGAGAUGUGCUGAUCCAGCCCUGUCAGUCAGAAAACAAGCAGUGCAGUCUUUGUUUGAACUUUUGAAAGCUUUUCCAAAAGAUCAAAACAUUCAGAAAGCUUGGAUAUUUGGACUUCUUCCUCAAGUUAUGGACAGAGAAACUUCAGUGCAGGAGAAAAGCUUUGAAUUUUUGGAAGAAAUGAUUUUACAGCACUUAAAGCCAGCCAAUAGAACACAAGCCUCUACAGGAAUAGAGUGGGACUUACUUCGUAUUAUAGUUGAUGAAAGUUGUGAAAAAUUACGACGCUAUUUGCAGAAAGCUUGCCAGUACUGGGCCAGGACUAAAAAACUGAAGAGCUCGAUGAUAGAUGCAUUGCUGAGUCACAUUCACGGAGACAAUGAUAAGGCUGCCUGGAUGUUCUUGGCGGAAAUUUCAAAGACACCAGUUAAAAUCAAUCACAGUUUAGUCAUUCAGUACUGGAAGACUGUCACUACUUGUGCAGAUGAAGCAUCUUGUGGCAAAUGGUUUGAUGUUUUGACUGUGUUAGGAUCAACAGUAAAAUUUAUUCCAAACAGUGAACUGCCUGUUAUAUUUGAGGACAUGAAGCAACGACUUAGAGAGUUCACAUACCCGCCCGGUAUCAUUGCUGGUAUGGUUCACUGUGUCUCAAAACUCUAUGCUUGUCUAGAGAUGUCUCGUAGGCUUCCUCAGGCUUGGGGAGAAGACAUACUGAGAGACUGUGAUCAGUAUAUGUCACAUGUCAUUUUAACAGAUGAUAAAGACACAGUGAUAGAUGAAGAGAAGUUGAUCUGUUAUAUGUUUACAUUGGGAGAGGUCUGCCAGAGAUGUCCCACCAGAAUGCCUAAGAGAGUCACUCUCCUGAUUCAGUCCAUCAUUGCUUCUCCAUGUAUCAGCGCCAUAGGUGAAAGUCAACAACCAUCAAAUGAAGCCUCUGAUGGUAGCCACUCCUCUGAUGGUAGUCAUGAUUUACUCCGUAGCCCCUCAAGCCAGGCUUCUUCACAAGCCUCACAGCCUCUGUCACAAUUCAAAGGCUCUAGGAUGUCCAACAAUCUCAGGGUCCAUGCAUUUAUUACUCUGGGUAAACUUUGCUUGGUGGAUGAAACUUUGGCUAAGAAAACCAUUGCAGCUUUGGCUAGAGAGCUGGAGGUGUCUGAAUGUCCAGCUAUUAGAAAUAAUGUUGUGGUUGUGUUGGGAGACCUCACAAUAAGAUACACAACUUUAGUUGAUCGCUAUGCCACCAACAUUGCCUCCUGCUUGAAAGAUCCAUCAGCCAUUGUCAGAAAAAAUACCUUGACAAUCUUGACUAGACUAUUACAGGAAGAGUAUGUGAAGUGGAAAGGAGUUCUUUUCUUCUAUUAUAUUACCACACUUAUUGAUGAGAAUCAAGAAAUCAAAGAUUUAGCUGCUUUCUGUCUUGAGCAUUUGUUGCUUCAGAAACACCCAAAUAUGUUCUUCCAUCCUUUCAUUGAAUGUAUCUUUCAUUUCAACAGUUACCACAAUCAUCCUGUGUACAAUAAAUUCAAACAGACAGAGGGGGAGAAAAAGAAGUUUAGUCUUGCUGGGGCAUCUAAUUUCAAGAAGAGAAUGCAGCUGUACACAUUUAUGUUGGAACACAUGACUGAUGAGCAGAGGUUUAAAAUUACUGCCAAGACAAAUAAAGAGAUUUUAUCAGCUGUUGUAGAUAAAGUUAUUCCAUUAGAUGCAGAAGGAUCUCAAAUAUUGAUUGAUGCUUUGGCCAUUUUAAGCAGUAGGGAAAUCAAAUUGUCCACGCUACGAGGCAAAGGAAGUGAAGAAACACCAGAUGAAACAACCAUAGAUUUGGCCAAGGUGGUCACUGCUACAGCCAAAAAAGUUCUUAUAACUCAAGUGGUCAGGAGAAACGUUAUUGAGAAUAUAGUCCCUGUAGUCAUCACACUCAAACAUAUGCUGGAGAAAUGUAGGUCACCUAUUUUAAAAAAUCUGAUGGCAUAUUUACGCGAGUUGAUGAAAGAUUAUAAAACUGAAAUUAAAGACAUACUAGCAGCUGAUAGACAAUUGGCUGAGGAAAUUGAAUUUGAUUUGAGGAACUUUGAGAAAGAUUCACAGCCUAAAACACCAUCAGGAAACACACCACAGUCUAACACACCUGUUGGCAGCAGGGAGUCCAGCAGACCAGCAAGUCCACUUGUCCAUGCAAACUUAUCAGCCCAACCAGCAGUUCUGAGAGAACACAAUGGUACACCUUGUAGAUCAGGUCGCUCUAGCCCAAUGGAACUGAAUCAGUCUAGGAUCUCUGUGGUGACCAUGUUGGACGCUGCUAAAAAAGCAAUGUCUAGAGUAGACCAAUUGAGGCAGUCUGGGAAUAACUUUAAGCCACUCAAAUCUGCUACUAAUGCUAACUCAACUGCUAGUAAAGUGUCCACUAAGUGCAGCAAGUCUAUUGUAACUCAGGACUCAGACUCAGAGAAUACUUUAGUCUCACCAACUACAAGGUUUAGUCAACUUAGAGCUAUUAGUACACCUUCUAAAGAUGUCAACAAUGUCACCUUUGCCCAAGUUGGAAACAUGACCAUGAUUCCUCCAUCCCCAAUACCAUCAGUGGCUAGUGUCAUGAGUGCUGGAAAGUUAUGCUUAUCACCUAUGAUGAAAGUGCAACAAAAAGGCAAAAAGAAUAUAAUUCACAUGCCACAUCCUGAAGCCAAAGAUCCAGAACCAAUCAAAUGGAAUAUUAAAUCACCAACUAAACAAGUGACCUCUACUUCUCCUAAAGAUGGAACCAGCACUCCCUCCAGAAAGAGUCAUGCCAAGUCUGCAGCUGGAAUGAGAAGAAGCAAUAGAACUCGACAGAAAUAACCAUUUUGCUUGUAUAGGACUUUCUUGUGAUAUUUUAUUUGUAUUUAAUGUUUGUAUCUUUGUAAGAAUAAUGGUCAUUACAUUUUUAACUUGAUACAUUCACUGUAUAUUUGUUAGGCACCUGAGACAAUCAGGUUUAUAUUAUAUCAGUGUGUACUUUGCUCUAUAGAUCUAACUGUAGGGUUAAUUAAUGGACAUUUUUGAGUUACCUCAACUUAAAUGGCAGACAGUCUUUUUAAUGGUUCUAUUACAUCUUGGUAAAUAUUGGACCAAACAUUUCUUGCACCCUAUAAAAUGUUCUCAUGUCAGAGAAACAAGACUCAAAUUUCUGAUUUUUGUUUGAAUCAUGUUUAUUUGCUUUUUUAGGUUUAUACAGAAUAGUCUCAGUAAUUCAUUCUUUUCAACAUUAAAAUUCAUGACUAUGCACUUAUAUGAGAAAUUAGUUGUUCUAUGUGCAACAAAUUAAAUGCUGCAUGACAAGACACUAAUUAGUAAUAAUAAAUACAAGUUUUCUGUGUUCCUCUAAAGAUUGAAUACACAUAUUUAAAAACAUUACUGACAAACUCCUUAAUUGUGUUCAAGCAUCAAUAGAAAUUCUUUCUUGUGAACAAAAUUGAACUUAAACUUGUGGUUGUCUCUUACUUGAUGUGCUGAUAAAACAGUAAUCAAGCCUACUUGCCUCUUUAUAAACUUCUGUGUGCAGUCUUUCAUUUUAAAUAAAACUGAUUUAAUAA